Messenger RNA from Macroventuria anomochaeta, 1215 nucleotides. RefSeq lists its product as uncharacterized. Gene Ontology annotation, biological process: protein phosphorylation. Lineage: Eukaryota; Fungi; Ascomycota; Dothideomycetes; Pleosporales; Didymellaceae. The transcript has a single exon. Gene Ontology annotation, molecular function: protein kinase activity; ATP binding. The coding region runs from base 1 to 1215 and encodes 404 amino acids. The record is from RefSeq and is a predicted model, not a curated record.
AUGUCUUCUUCAAACACUUAUACCGCCAUAACUUCUAGCAUCUCAAAAGAGAUCGCCACUACUCCCGCAACGAGCGUCACUUUCUUCGACAAGCCUACAUGGGAUAGAAAGCCCGCCUUCGAGCAUUCUGAGCACGUCCAGGGGGAGUUCAACAAUAUUGGUGAUAAUUGGAGCGAUGACGACUGGCCCACCCAGGAGGCCUUCAACGAUUCCACGUCCCCUGCCACCCCCUCUUCUCAUUCCGACUUCGUCCUUGAAAGUUCAUGGGGCACCGGUCCUGCCGUAGAAAUCCCCGCGUACCACACCCACUUCACAAUCAUAGACAGCAUGGACCAACGAAGUGGGUACACCCACUAUCUACUGGAGAGCAACCGUGGACUCCUCUUCCACGGCCACCAUCCCACCGCCGGAUUCGAAAAACUGAAAGCGAUUGGUGGAGACGGAAGCGAGUUCGCUUCGCUACCAGACAUGAUUCCCGUUGCAGCUAAUUCCUUAUUUCCUCCUCGCCGGGGCUCCAUGACGGAUUUUCAAGGGGAUAAAGACAGCAGGGAGGUGUAUAUGAAGAAACAGGCCCUCCUCAUGCGGGAUCAGUUUAAGAACGAUCACCAUGCCAGUUGUACGUGGCAAGAAGUGUCGCGGUGCGAGCGGAUAAGCAAGGCCCCACACCCCAACCUCGCGCGCUAUCUUGGCGUCGAGACGAGAAGUAUCGGGGAUGAGGCACGGGUGGUGGGGAUUGCGUACCAAAGGUAUACCAUGGAUAUGCACAAUUUCGUGCUUGUAAAGAGGUACUUGCAGCCCCAUCACAUUCCCUUCUUGAUGCAGGGUAUUGAAAAGGGGAUGCACCAUCUUCAUGAACUGGGAUUAGUCCACUGCGAUCUCAGGCCUAUGAAUAUCUUCGUUACUAUUGAAGACCAAAAGGAUGGGAAUGGGCAUGUUGUCUUGAAGGAAGUGGUUAUUGGGGAUUUUGAUGCGAGUGUGGAGAUUGGUAAGAAGGUGGCUUUGAAGAGAGCGAGUAAAGAAUGGUGGCCGACGGAGACAGAGUGGGGCGUGAAGGCGGAAGAGUGGAUUGAUGAGUGGUGUCUUGAGAAGAUGGGGAAGUGGUUGAAGGAGGAUGGAUUGGGGGUUUGGGGGUUUGGGGGUUCUUCGUCGCCAGAAGAGACUACUGAUAAUCUCGCGGACGAGAUUCUUGCGGCGCUGCCUAAUCACGGAUGGUAG